AUGGGCAAGAGAACCGCGUUGUUUUUGGUAUGUCUUGCGGCGGCGGCAUCCGUGGGGUGGUGCUGGGGUGAGGACGCGGUGGAGAAUUCGAAACAGGGAGCAAAUUUGGCUGCCGAUAACAUGAAGAUCCGGGCGGAAGACGCCAAGCGGAGUGCUUCAGAGGCCAUGCAGGAUGCCGCCGAGAAGAAAGAUUCAUGGACUGAGUGGGCUGUAAAUAAGUUCUCUGAGGGAUUUGAACUGGACAAAGAUAGUGCAAAAGAUGCAGUUCAAAGGAUCGUAGAGAAGGCCAAGUUUGCUGCCUCAACAUCCACGGAUACAAUGAAUUCCGCUGCAUAUGAGACAUCGAAGUAUGCUUCUGAGAAGGCAAAUGACGCAGCAGACACAACAUCUGAGAAAAUCAGUAGUACCAAGAGUUACGCUUCAAAGAAGGCGGGAGAAGCAAUUAAUAUGGCAUCUGAUAUGGCCGAAAGCAGAAAGGAUAAAACUGAUGAUGCCCAUGAAUUUGCCUCAGAUAAGGUGAGUCAAGCAAUGGAUAAGGGUUCAGAUAUGGCCUAUAACGCAAAAGACGCUAUAAAAGAAAAGGCAGAAGGAGCCUAUGAUAUUGCUUCGAAGAAGGGACAUGACUUGAUGAAUACAGCAUCCGAAAUGGGAAACGAUGCCUAUGUUAAAGCAGGUCGGUCUAUGAACAAGGGUUCAGACAUGGAAAGUGAUGCAAAGGAGAGUGUUAAGGAGUCAAUGGGAGAUGUAAUAUCCAGUGGCAAAGACAGCACCUUUGAUAGGUACGAGGAUGCCAAAUUGAAAGCACAUGAUACUUGCGUGUUUGCAAAGGAUUCCAUGAGUGAUGAGGCUAAAGGAAAAUAUGAAGCUGCCAAGGAGAGAGUUUCAGAAGCUGCAGGCAAUCUAGGAGCGAAAAUGAGAACCGAACGCGCAGCAGAGUUGUGA
Fraxinus pennsylvanica is the source of this 942-nucleotide messenger RNA. NCBI's taxonomy places the organism in Eukaryota, Viridiplantae, Streptophyta, Magnoliopsida, Lamiales, Oleaceae. The record is from the annotation of a GenBank genome assembly.